AUGAUCUGGAACAACCGUCUGAUUUUGGCGUUGUCGCUGCUGCUGCGCCUGCAUCUCGCCAUCUCGCCGUCUUACAUCCACCCCGAUGAGCACUUUCAGGGCCCGGAGUACGCGCUGGGCAACCUGUUUGACUGGGCCCAUGAAACCACCUGGGAGUUCAGGGGCGACAGUCCCAUUCGCAGCUUUGUGCCGCUAUGGAUCCUGUAUACUGCUCCCCUGAGCGUGUUGAAUUUCCUGUGGAAGGGUCAGUUGUCGCCUCGAGAAGCUUACUGGUUCAUCCGAGCCGGCCACGCGCUGGCAUACUGGAUUCUGGGAGACAUGGCUCUGGACCGAUUGAGCGACAGCAAAAAGAGCAAGACCAAGACGCUGUAUCUCGUGGGAUGCUCCUACGUCACGUGGUCAUACCAGAGCCAUACCUUCUCCAACUCCACAGAGACACUGCUGGUACUGUGGUGUCUUGUGAUCAUCAAAGAGAGCCAGCAACGGCACUCAAUGCACCAUCAACGUGUCCACAAGUUUAUGGAUGCUGGUUUGCUCGGUCUGCUUAUUGUCAUUGGAACCUGGAACCGAGUUACUUUCCCUCUAUGGCUCAUUGUUCCUGGACUGACCUACCUACGGAAGUACCUCAUUCAUAACAUUUCGUCGCUCAUACUGCUUAUUGCCAGUGUAGCUCUCACGGCCUUCUUUGUCAUCCAUGUUGAUUCAGUUCAUUAUGACCUUGAAUGGACCAUCACUCCCCUCAACUCCUUCCUGUACAAUUCUCAAGGACACAAUCUGGCUGAGCACGGCAUUCACAACAGACUCACACACCUCGUGAGCAACCUCCCUGUGCUUCUGGGUCCUCUUCUUAUUCUUCUGAGAACCCCUUCUCAAUACUGGAAGUCUCUGCAGUUCCAGAGCGCCAUCAGUGGUGUCUUCUUCCUGUCCUUGUUUCCCCACCAGGAGGCUAGAUUCCUCAUGCCGGCAGUUCCGCUCCUGAUUUCCUGCUACGACAUCAAUGCUGUGCCAAGAAGAUUUACCUCGGCUAUAUUCCUCCUGUCGUACGUGUUCAACAUCAUCAUGGGCUUCCUUAUGGGUACUCUUCAUCAAGGAGGAGUGGUUCCAGCCCAACACUACCUGUCCAAACACGUUGACAGCGGCUCGCACACAGUGGUCUACUGGAGAACAUACAAACCUCCCUCGUGGCUGUUAGGUAUUCCAGAGGGUGAGCUUGAGAUUCUCGAUAAAGACCAUCCUCUAGGAACAAACCUGUUCAAAAGAGUCACGGAUGAGAUCGAAAACAUCCAAAUCAGACACAAAAAGACCAUGGUGACGGUUCUGGAUCUCAUGGGAUCUUCUCCAGAGUAUGUCAAUGAUGUCAUUGCAGCUCUGGCACCGAUUAACCCCCUCCUUGUUGCACCAGUAGCUGGUCUGAAGGAGCUAGACCUUCCCGCGUACAAGGAGGUGUGGAAGACCCGAUUCCAUCUUGGAUUGGACCACAUUGAUGGGUUGGAGAGCCUGGAACCGGGUCUAGUGGUCUUGGAAGUGCUAUAA
Messenger RNA from Yarrowia lipolytica CLIB122, 1533 nucleotides. RefSeq lists its product as uncharacterized. Gene Ontology annotation, biological process: GPI anchor biosynthetic process. The record is from RefSeq and is a predicted model, not a curated record. Gene Ontology annotation, cellular component: endoplasmic reticulum membrane. Gene Ontology annotation, molecular function: alpha-1,2-mannosyltransferase activity. NCBI's taxonomy places the organism in Eukaryota, Fungi, Ascomycota, Dipodascomycetes, Dipodascales.